AUGGGCAUACGACUGACACAUACGGCUUCGGGCUCCCCCCGCCUGAAUCCCGAGCCGCCUUGGACCGCCAGGGUCUUCCUGAUCCAGGGUUUCUACAUUGUGUCGUAUGGCCUGGGCAUCUACCUCCUGAACUUGCUUAUCGGGUUCCUUUCUCCUGCGGUGGAUCCUGAGAUUGAAGAGGUUCUGCCCACUACGGAGUCUCAAGAGUUUCGACCCUUUACGCGCAAGCUCCCGGAGUUCAAAUUCUGGUUCGCAGCCAUCCGUGCGGUGCUGGUAGCGACAGUCCUGACCUUCCUACCGGCCUUCGACCUCCCAGUUUUCUGGCCGAUUCUCCUCGCGUACUUCAUCGUGCUUGUGGUGCUGACAAUGAAAGAUCGUGUCAGGCACAUGUUCAAGUACAAGUACGUCCCCUUCUCGCUGGGCAAGCAGACGUACGGAGAGUGCGCGAAGGUGGAGGUGCCGAAAGGUAAGGAGGACAAAUGA
Messenger RNA from Symbiodinium sp. CCMP2592, 483 nucleotides. Lineage: Eukaryota; Dinophyceae; Suessiales; Symbiodiniaceae. The record is from the annotation of a GenBank genome assembly.